AUGGGCGUGAUCUCGAUCCGAUUCGUGAGGAAGACCGCGCCCAAGGUCGCGACGUACAAGGCGUAUUUUGGCGCCAGUGGCUCCAACGGGUUUUUUGUAGCGGUGUGCAUCGGUGUCUUCUCUACGGUCUCACAAGCGGUGUUGGUGCUGACCGACGGGUUCAUGAGCUACUGGGCGAACCACACAGAGAUGACGGCUUCCGUCUCGUCCGGGUACAUUUACCUCGGGUGUGCGCUGCUCUCAGCGCUCUUGGUCUACGGUCGGUCGCUACACGUGCUUCAGAUUGCCGUCCAGUGCUCGCAGUCGCUGCAUGCGAUGCUUCUGCGCAAGGUCCUUCACGCGCCCAUCAGCACCUUCUUUGACGUCACGCCCAUCGGCCGUAUUCUCAACCGGUUCUCGAACGACUUGGAUCAAAUCGACUCGCAGCUGCCAAGCUUUGGUCUUCUCGUGCUCCAGUUCCUCUUUCAGAUCCUCGCGAUCCUCGUCGUGUGCGCUCUCUCGACGCCGCUCGUGAUGCCCGACCACACCGGAUCACUCAAAGUCCUGGCAGUGAUGACAACUUCAACAUCAUAUCAGUCGACGGGAUUGCCGUUGUGAUGUACUGUACCUUGGCUACUUUCUGUUGGCACGAGUAUGCACGAACCAAUCCGUUUGGCCUCGAUAGGAAAUCGGUGAAC
This is a messenger RNA of Saprolegnia parasitica CBS 223.65, 677 nucleotides long. RefSeq lists its product as hypothetical. Gene Ontology annotation, biological process: transmembrane transport. The transcript has 3 exons. Gene Ontology annotation, cellular component: membrane. Bases 1 to 597 code for a protein of 198 amino acids. Gene Ontology annotation, molecular function: ATP binding; ABC-type transporter activity. The record is from RefSeq and is a predicted model, not a curated record. NCBI's taxonomy places the organism in Eukaryota, Oomycota, Saprolegniomycetes, Saprolegniales, Saprolegniaceae.